AGAAAGCAGAACUGACAGUCGAGGCAGUCGUCUCAGCUCCGCAAUCCUCGGAAGAGGGGAAAAAUAAAAAUGGGUGGUUCUUCAAGGCAGUGUCAAGUUUGCAACCAAGCUCAGUCUAAGUACAAGUGUCCCUCUUGUCUUGUUCCGUAUUGUUCUCUGGCAUGUUUCAAGACACAUAAAGAAACCCCCUGUGUGAAGCCGGAGUCCACACAAGAAAAAUCUGGAACCCCUAAUGUGAACUCAGCGUCUGUUAAUGAUGUUGUAACAACUAGUGUGAAGCCGGAGUCCACUAAUGAUGCGGUGAUCCCCAGUGUCAAGCCAGAAUUAUCUGAAGGAAGAUCCAGUGUUAAUCCAGGAUUUCAGGUGGAAAGAAAACUAGAAGUUGAUGACCCAAGUGAAGUGCUACAAAUAAUGCAGAUGCAGGCUAUUGCUUCUUCUGAUGAAGUCCGUGAAGCCUUGAAGGAUGAACAUCUUCAAAAACUCAUAUCUAAUAUUGAUAGCUCCCCAGACGCAUUGAAUGAACUUGACAAAGCUAUGGGAGUGGAUGUUUUCCGCAUUUUCAGUGAUAAGAUCCUAUCUGCGAUCAAUCCAUGACCACAUUGUAUUUUACAAAGGCCUCUGAAGUUCUCAUUCCGAAUACAUCGAUGUCAACAUAGUUAUGUCCAAGUUUUGUUGCGAGUUCAUAUGAAAAACUUGUCCUGCCGUCCGAGCCUGGUCAGUGGUUGAUGUUUC
This is a messenger RNA of Hibiscus syriacus, 732 nucleotides long. RefSeq names its product zinc finger HIT domain-containing protein 3. The record is from RefSeq and is a predicted model, not a curated record. Bases 70 to 594 code for a protein of 174 amino acids. Lineage: Eukaryota; Viridiplantae; Streptophyta; Magnoliopsida; Malvales; Malvaceae. Gene Ontology annotation, cellular component: nucleus; pre-snoRNP complex. The transcript has 9 exons. Gene Ontology annotation, biological process: box C/D snoRNP assembly; maturation of LSU-rRNA from tricistronic rRNA transcript (SSU-rRNA, 5.8S rRNA, LSU-rRNA); snoRNA localization.